Filobasidium floriforme is the source of this 3096-nucleotide messenger RNA. RefSeq lists its product as uncharacterized. The record is from RefSeq and is a predicted model, not a curated record. The transcript has 5 exons. Gene Ontology annotation, molecular function: lipid binding. The coding region runs from base 206 to 2947 and encodes 913 amino acids. Lineage: Eukaryota; Fungi; Basidiomycota; Tremellomycetes; Filobasidiales; Filobasidiaceae.
GAUCGAUCAACAAAUCCCCCGUCACCAUCCACAUCAUCUUUCCGAUCUCCCUUCUCCCCCAACCAAACAAACACACACGAAUACAAACACAACUCCUUGUCCUCCCUCUUAAUCUUAAUAAAGGAGCCAGUGACACGUAAACAAACAAUAGACAAAUAGUCUCCCCCUUUUUUCACCCCGAUCACCAACCACCAACUCAUCCAUCAUGUCUCACGUACCCCAGACCAAGAGCGAGAUCUCCAACAACCCCUCGUCGCUCGGUGUCACCUCUGCCAACAGCCCCAAGGAGCAGGAGGCUGAUGUCGCCCGAAAGCUCAAGCUCUACGGUGUCAUCCAGGCCAUGCGAGAUGGACGAAUGCCCGACAACAACCAGAUCAACGAGGCUCUAGAAUACGCCAUCCGAAUGUCGCCUGUUGACCUGUCCAAGCUGUCGCCAGAUGGAAAGCUUUUGGUCGAGGACGUCCGUGACAUCUUGGAGACCGCUCGAAUGAUGAUCAACGAGAAGAACCACGGAGAGCUCUUCCAGAAUUUCGUCUGGUCGACCCGCAAGGGAGACCCUACCCGAGGUGCCAAGUCCAAGUCGGAGCUCAUGCCCGCUUCCAAGUCGGAGUACAAGGCCGACGCCAACCAGGCCGCUGCCCACCUCCGAACCCUGAUCACCCUCUUCGCCACCAAUUCCGAGGCCCGAAAACUCUUGCACGACUUUGGUUUCGUCGCCCGUGACAUCUUUGCCACCACCGCUUCCAAGGCCGCCGACAAGGCCAGGCCCGAUCAGUCACAGCUCGACCAGAUCGACAAGCCCGCUCCUUCUGGCGAGUGGAUCGGACCCGACGGUCGAAGGGUCGGCAAGAACGAGACCCCUGAGCUCCAGAUCAAGGGACCCAACGGUUCCGAAUUCAGGGCUAACCCCAAGGACGACCCUCGUGAUGCCAAGGUCGUCGGUACCGAUGGCAAGGAGCGAUCAGCCGGCGAGGCCGCUCAAGAGGCUCGUGAGAAGAAGGACCAGGCCAAGAACGAGGCUUAUGAGAAGAAGGAGCAGGCUCGUGGCGAGGCCGAGAACCGAACCGGUGGCACCGGCGGCCUGAAGGAGCAGGCCAAGUCGCACAUGGAGGACAUCCGAACUUCGGGUCACCCCAUCGACACUGCCCGAGCCAAGAAGGAUGAGGCCAAGCACGAGGCUCACGAGAAGAAGGAGCAGGGACGACAGGAGGCCAACGCCAGGUCGGGCGAGCACGACACCCCGCAGAACGCUCAGCAGGCCAAGGACAAGGCUCUCAAUGCCAUCCCCGACAAGCACCGAGAGAAGGCUUCCCGCGGAAUCGACGAGACUCGAAACAUUAUCGAGGACGCCUUCCCAGAGGAGCGAAGGGAGCAGUUCAUCUACCGAUUGAAGAAGGUCGUCGUCGAUUGCCAGGAGCACAAGGACUACCAGGAGGCCAUGAGCUUCUUCCUCGACAAGGCCGAAAACUACAAGGGCCACGCCAAGCACGUCCAGAGCCACGGCGUCGACUCUGCCGCCAAGGUCGCCGACGACCCUCAGUACAACCAGGCCUCGCUCGAGUUUAGGGCUCUCCUCGAGAGGUUCGCCAAUGGUCGAUCCAUGCAACCUCUGUGGGAUGCCAUCGACCAGAUGUACACCGACGCUCGAGAGGACGAGGGUCUCCGAAACUGGUACCACCGAGCCAACGAGUACAUUCACAAGACCUUGCUCGAGCCCGGUUACAUCCUCGAUGACGACUCGACCCGAGAGGGCGAGAGGCUUCGAGAUGAUGGAAAGGAGUACUUUGACCACAAGUACAAGCCCCACUUCAAGAACCUCGGCGACGAGAUUUCCAACUUCUUCAUGGCCAUGGGCGAUGACCCCUUGAACCAGCGAUUCGGAGAGGACUGGAAGAGGUUGACCAAGGACUUGUUGUUCGACGCCGAGGGUAACUUGGCUUACAAGCCCAAGCUCCUGAACGACAUCCGAAGGGUCAUCCUCCCCUCGAUCAUCAGGAACAUUGGAUACAUUCCCAUCCCCAGGGCCGAGUACUCUGACGACAAGAUCGACCUUGUCAUCGAGAACCUCGUCUUGCAGGGAGCCAACUUGGCCCCCAACGUUGUCGAGAUUGCCUCGAACAACCACUUCAAGUUCUCGCCUUACGAGUCGAUCCCCGACCAGCAGCACCACAUCAUCACCCUCGGCUUUAGCCAGAUCCAGGCCGAUCUCCGAGACGUCAUCUUCCAGUUCCGAAGGAAGUCUGGUUGGCCCAAGAUCAAGGACUCGGGUGUCGCUGAUGUCUUGAUCGGAGGAAAGGGUAUCUCCGUCAAGGUUACCCUCGAGACCAACAACAAGCGUGACAGCACCUUCUCGGUCAAGGACAUCGACGUCGACAUUGACACCUUGAAGUUCGCCAUCCGAGACUCGCACCACGACUUGCUGUACAAGUUCGUCAAGGCCAUCGCCACCUCGACCAUCCGAAAGGCCGUCGAGGCCGGUAUCCACGGUGCUCUCCGAACCGCUCUCGAGCACGUUGACGACCAGGUCACCGAGGUCCGAAACCGAAUGAACGAGGCCAAGAGGUCCGACGAGACCACUCGACGAGACGAGCUCAAGAACUUGUACAGCCGAAAGAAGGAUACCGCCAAGCACAACAAGGAGAAGGCCGACGAGAAGACUGGUACCUUCAAGCUUGUCACUGACCCCCACGACUCGAUCGUCAAGGACGUCGACUCGAAGAGGACCGAGCAGUCUUACACUAAGCGAGCCGCCACCAUCGACGAGUCGAUUGGCAAGAGCAACGACUGGAAGAGCCCUAUCUUCUCGAUCGUCAACUCCAGCAAGUCGCAUCCCGCUCACACCGGCAAGCCCAUCACCAGCCAGGUCUCGGACGCCGUUCACGGUGCUACCGGUUCUCACGGAACUCACGGUACCCACGGCACUUCGACCGGUGCUCCUCGGUACUAGGCAUGGUUGAGCGAGAGGAAUGGGAAGGAGGCUAUGUUUGAGCGCAUCAACUUGGGCCAUGUAUCGGUUUUUAUAAUAGCGCCCGUGUUUCGUCUUUGAUGACCUGUUAUGACGUUUGUUUCUAUAUAUCGAUCAAUGCGAUUUCGUUC